Molecule: messenger RNA, 1203 nt
Organism: Lentinula edodes (shiitake mushroom)
Lineage: Eukaryota; Fungi; Basidiomycota; Agaricomycetes; Agaricales; Omphalotaceae
Product: WD40-repeat-containing domain protein
Exons: 3
Coding region: 1-1203 (400 amino acids)
Molecular function (GO): protein binding
Source: RefSeq, a predicted model, not a curated record
AUGAAUCUUCAACCAGAGCCAGCUUCUUUGUCCCAAGACUGGAAUCUCAAUACUCGUAAACAUAUUUCCCUCGAAAUUCAUGGAACCUACGUCGUGACCUGCCUCAUACUGGACGUUCCACGCGAUAUCAUCAUUACUGCCUCGGAUGAUCAUACAAUCGCAGUAUAUACUUUGUCUACAGGACAGUUAAGGUCUACCCUGGUUGGGCAUGAAGGUGGAAUCUGGUCUCUUUCCUCUAUCUACUAUGAUGGGCAACAUCUUCUCAUUAGUGGAUCUACGGAUAAAACUGUUCGAAUCUGGGAUUUGGUUAGUGGAAAGUGUCUGCAUGUCUUCAGAGGACAUUCGGGCACUGUUCGCUGUUUGGAUGUUGUCUCUCCGGCCAUGGAAGAGUCGAGUGUGAAGGAGAAGGAGCUUUCUGAUAAGCUGCCUCUAAUAGCGACCGGGAGUCGCGACAAGUCUGUCAAAGUAUGGUCCAUUCCCGGAAAGGAUAAAACGAGUUUUAUAGCUGAUGAAGUAUGUGCUGCAACGACCGAACGCGACGCCGAUGCAAGCAGUAAUCCCUACCAUUUGCACAAUCUCACAGGCCAUACAGAACCAAUACACAGUAUCUCUGCCCAUGGUCGCACUGCAGUAUCGGGUUCGUAUGACCAUUCUGUACGUGUUUGGGAUAUUGUUUCUGGGGUAUGCAAGCACGUCUUAAAUGGGCAUAGCGAUAAAGUUUACGUCGUUGUAUACGACCCCACCCGAGAUCAGGUCUACUCCACUGGUCUGGAUGGUACGAUAAAUAUCUAUUCAGCUACAUCAGGCGUCCGUUUACAUACCCUCACCGGCCACAUGUCCCUCGUCGGACUCUUGGAGCUCUCUUCUUCAGAUCCAUCGCCCUAUCUAGUUUCUGGCUGCGCCGAUGCAACACUCAAAGUCUGGGAUCCUAUCACCGGUGCCCUCAUACAUACCCUAGAUGAUCAUCCUAGCCCUAUCACUUCGUUUCAUCACGAUGGAAAGAGGCUUGUGGGUGGAGGCGAUAGUUUACUGCGUAUGUGGGAUAUUCGAACCGGUACAGCUGUCAAGGAUCUUCUGAGGGAUACAUUGAGUCUCUGGAAGGUUGCCUUCGAUGGACAAUGGGCCGUAUGUGCUUAUUCCAAGAAGAGUGGUCAAUCGAUGCUUGAUAUCUGGAACUUUGGAACUAGUGAUUCGAAGUUAUGA